Elgaria multicarinata webbii is the source of this 2146-nucleotide messenger RNA. Its product is annotated as DPY30 domain-containing protein 1-like. NCBI's taxonomy places the organism in Eukaryota, Metazoa, Chordata, Lepidosauria, Squamata, Anguidae. The record is from RefSeq and is a predicted model, not a curated record. Bases 167 to 895 code for a protein of 242 amino acids. The transcript is spliced from 6 exons. Gene Ontology annotation, cellular component: Set1C/COMPASS complex.
CAGCCAUGCUGUUAUGAAAGAAAAGAUGGAAGAGUCCUUUGUCUGCAAGCACCCCAGAUUUGCAUGGGGACUUGGAAGUAUUGAUUUCCAGCAUCCAACCUGAACUGCUUUCUCAACUGCAUGGUCCUACAACAGAAUUUGGUCUGGUAAAAGAGUUUUGUAGAAGAUGGGAAUGGAUGUAAAAUAUCUCAAGGAAUGCUUAGGAAAAUGCUUGGCGGAGGGACUUGCAGAGGUGGCUGACCGCCAGCCAGUGGAUCCCAUCAAUUUCCUGGCAUCCUGGAUUUACAGCUACAAGAAAACAAUAAACGAAGAGGAAAAGAGGAAAACAGAGAAGGCCCAGCUGGAAGGUGAACAUGAAGAGGCCCUUGCAGAACUGGAGAGGACAGAGAAGCUGGAAGCUGAACAACUCCUAAUUGCUCAGAAAUCUGAAGAGCAGCAGAAGAUCUUUGCAAAGCGACAACCGGAAAAUACUAUUGCAGAAUUAACUGAAAAGCACGGAGCACCAGAUCUGCUGACUGUUAAAGAACAGGAUGAAAAUAGUUUAAAUGAAAAGAGAACUACAGAGAAAGAUGUGAACAUUCCAGAAGAAUUUGAAACUAUUGAGUCAAAGCAAGAGGCAUUACGAGACAAACUGGAUCAAGGUGACUUAAAUGUUGUAAAGAAUACGAUGGAUGAGAUACCUGGUGAGGUAAGUACUAGCGUAACUCUUCAAGAACCCUUGCCUGAGAUCAUUGUGGAUGAAGAUUUUAGUCAGAUUCCCAAGGAGAUGUUGGAUAACGGAGAGGAAAACCAAUCAGAAGAUGAUGAAGUAACUGAGAAUGAACAUGAUAUACAAACGGAAGAUGACACUCCAGAUGAAGAAUACAAACUCAGCCAAGAUCUGAAUUUGGAAUAGCAGCACAAUGCUACCCAUGUUUACUUGGAAGUAAGUUCUACUGAGUUCAACAGGGCUUUGUCCCAAGACAUUGUACACAGAGUGCAACCUAAAACUGAAAUGAAAAGCUUAAAGAGUAGGAUUAGAUUUGUCACUUUCUCUAACUUGCAGUGAUGGAUGAUGAAAGUAUUUUCUUCCUGGCUAAAAUGAUAUCCACAUUUUCCAGUCCAUAUUUUCCAUUACUGUUGCACUGGAAUGUUCAAUGCCUUGGUAAAAUUAGUGUAUUCUUCACUUUUUUUCUAGAACCUCUCCUAUAUCUGAAUAUCUGUGGUGCCUCUGUUACAAGGAAUUCCACUUAUUUUGCUUUGGAAACCCUUUUUUUAACUGAACCAAAAGCCCCAACCUUUCUGGGUCCAUGGACACAUUUAGAAUUUUGAGAGUGUUGCAGCUGCCCUCAUCAAAUGGCUGCCAUGAUGGGGGUGGGGCACUCAUUCAUAAAAUGGCUGCUGUGCUAUAAGACCCAGAGAGAGGGAAAACACACAGUGGAGACAGGGUGGAAAUUAAAAUGCUCCAAAUGCACAAACAGAGGGGACGGGAAGGGAACUACGGGCACGCAGACCUGGAGAAGGGAUUUGGCGAAUGGGGGGAAGGAAACCACACACACACACACAAGAUGGGGUACCGCAGAGACCCAGAGAAAGAAAAAGGAAACGCAGAACCGCUCUGCUUUUUUCUUCUCUCCUCACCCCCUUGACCUUCUCCACUCUUCCCAGCCCUCCAUUUUAUUUUAUGUUCAACAUUUUUGCAGCAUGAAUCCUGAUCAUUUCACCUUUUGCCAGGCUGGUCAUUUCAGCCUGGGGAAAUACAGAGGUGAAAGAGAAAGUAGGCAGGAGUGAGCUCUUUUCACUUCUUCUCUUCUCUUCUACAAGUAUGAGACUGCUCUCGUUCCACUUCCAAAGUGGGGAAAGGGUCAUUCCUUCCUAUGAACACACACCUAUCAGAUUCUGCACAGGGGUGGAUUAAGACAGAAUCGGAGGGGUGUGUGUGUGUUCAAUGGAGCAGUGAGUAGGGACAGGGUGAGGCUUAGCAGGCACUGGGGAGGUGUUCAUGGGCACCCAGAGGUGCUGCAUGGAAGACUCCAGGGUUAGGCUAAUAAGCUCUUACCACCUGCAAGUACAGCUGGAGUUUUAAAAUUGAUCAUUGAUUAUAUACAAAGCAGUGGAAGUUGACAGAGUGGUUUGCCUGGAGACAGGCACACCUGCUCUCGACUUA